Molecule: messenger RNA, 489 nt
Organism: Cylicocyclus nassatus
Lineage: Eukaryota; Metazoa; Nematoda; Chromadorea; Rhabditida; Strongylidae
Source: the annotation of a GenBank genome assembly
AUGCUCAUUCGUUUCCAGUCCUUCCCUCCACCGACCACUACAAGCUGCACUCUAUUUGCCGCACCUGUAACUCAGCCUGCUUUCAUCAGUCCACCAAACCAGUUUCUACUUCUACCUACAGACGAGGCAGAAAGAAACAAGCAGUUGUGGCAUAAUUGCUCAGUCAUCCACCUAAAGUGUACACCAAUAAUGAAAAUGGGGAUGGACGAUGCUGAAGAAGCAACGGUUCGUGAAGACGACCCAUUUUGCAGAGCGGCCGGAACUGAACUAGAUGUUCCUCCAAGUCGUUCGCAUUUUCCAUGGCGACGUACGGGGAUUCAAAUGUUCGAUCGAUUUUGGGCCGGAUUGGGAGAUGUCAGGAGGGCACUGGACAUCUACAGGAUUCAAAACAAAUACACCCACCCAUUCAAUGAUGUUAAAAACUUUGAACUUGAAGAAGUGCUGGAUGGACGGGAUCAAAGACUUGCACACCUUGAGAGCGAUGGGUGA